Penicillium arizonense is the source of this 1689-nucleotide messenger RNA. RefSeq names its product RAD52 DNA repair protein RADC. The coding region runs from base 1 to 1689 and encodes 562 amino acids. The transcript has 5 exons. Gene Ontology annotation, cellular component: nucleus. The record is from RefSeq and is a predicted model, not a curated record. Lineage: Eukaryota; Fungi; Ascomycota; Eurotiomycetes; Eurotiales; Aspergillaceae. Gene Ontology annotation, biological process: DNA recombinase assembly; double-strand break repair via single-strand annealing; mitotic recombination.
AUGCCGAACACAACAGGUGCCGCCACAGCGAACCCCUUCGAAGAGCCCCAACGCCGCAUCAAUGAAUACACUGCACAGGAGAUUGCAACACUACAAUCCCGCCUCGAUAAGAAACUAGGACCUGAGUAUAUCUCCGCACGACCUGGUGCCGCGGGGCAGAAAGUGCACUAUCUUGCCGCAGACAAAUGCAUCAACCUUGCAAAUGAAGUGUUUGGGUUCAAUGGCUGGUCCAGCUCCAUUCAGACGAUUCAGAUCGAUUUUGUUGAGGAGAAUCCAAACACAGGCAAAAUCAGCUUAGGCCUCUCGGUAAUCAUGAGAGUCACUCUGAGGGAUGGCACUUUCCACGAGGAUAUCGGCUACGGGCAUAUCGAGAAUUGCAAGGGUAAGGCCGCGGCCUUCGAGAAGGCCAAGAAGGAAGGCACAACAGAUUCCUUGAAACGUACUUUGAGGACCUUCGGCAACGUGUUGGGCAAUUGUGUUUAUGACAAGGACUAUGUCUCCAAGGUGACUAGGGUGAAGGCAGCUCCUGCGAAAUGGGAUAUUGAAGAUCUUCAUCGUCACCCUGACUUCGCUCCGCCUGUUAAGAAAGAACAACCUCCACCUCCGCCCAAACGGGUAUCCGAGGAUGAUGAUUUACCCCUUCCUCGCCCUGCCAACCAAGCUAGGAAUAACCAUAUAGGAAAGCAUGUUCCUACUGAUGGUGACGGGGAAUUUGGAAGUGAUCUCUUUGAUGAAGCCGAUUUUGGAGUUCCCGAUUCAGGCAAUCCUGAUGAGAUAGUAAUAGACACGGAGCCUCCACGCCAGCAGCCGCCUGUCCCUACUACUGGUCCAGCCCCACAACGUGGGCCUGCUUUGCAGCCAGGAUUCAACCCAGCUGUCGUCACACCCUCAAAACCUGAGCGAUGGAACGGUUCAGGUCCUGCAGGACGACCAGUUCCACCAAUUGCACGACAGACCCCAGGUGCCAUCCCCCCACCUGCUGCAGCAAAUGGUCGUCCCAUGUCCGGCCAAAAUCCUGCUCAAAUCAUUCAAAAUACCAGACCUCCGGUCCCACCACAACAACAAGCUGGUCAAAACGGACAAGCAAAUAACAUCGCCCAACCUCCAAUAAAAAGGGAAUCCUUUUCUGGGGGGAAUCAGGAAAUAAACCCACCCCAAGGGACACCGUCAGGUGGAUUCUACUCUGCCAGAGCAGUAGAUCUCCUUCGCGACAACCCAAACGGCGCAUCGGCAGCACCGCAAUUUGAUCCACACGCAGAGAGUCCAUCGAUCCGCAAAACAGCCGGCGUAGACCAUACCAAGAGCGUUCCCAUUUCCAGACCCAUGCUUUCCAACGCCUCUCCCGCACCCAACAACAACUCACGCGACUAUGUCAAUCCCGCAGUCGAUCUACAACGCAAAGUCGGUGCUCCCGGUAGCGGAUUCGGCAGUCCAGUCAGCAGAGGCCCAUCUGUCUCAUCUUACCGUCCCUUGACCCGACCCAACAACGGUUCCAAUCCAGCCACCGUGAACAGGGGCAGUGUCCCCCCACAGAACCUAAAUGGAAAACGGCCUCCAUUGAUCGAUGUCACAAAUGCCAAUGCUUCGCCAGGCGCCGAUCCUGGGCAACCGGUCCCCGGUCCAAAUGAACCUAAACGACCCCGGGUCUCGGAUGCUGACUCUUCUGGCCCUCGACCGCCAACCCAGUAA